This is a messenger RNA of Megalopta genalis, 2209 nucleotides long. RefSeq lists its product as uncharacterized. Gene Ontology annotation, molecular function: DNA binding. The record is from RefSeq and is a predicted model, not a curated record. NCBI's taxonomy places the organism in Eukaryota, Metazoa, Arthropoda, Insecta, Hymenoptera, Halictidae. Gene Ontology annotation, cellular component: transcription regulator complex; nucleus. Gene Ontology annotation, biological process: regulation of transcription by RNA polymerase II.
UCCAUAUACGCAAGUCGUUGGAAUCAGUUGGAGUUUUCGUCCGAUCUGUUGCGACCUAAGGUCCUGCUGAGGUGCGGGUAUAUUUUGCGUAUAGGUCGUCCGACGCGAGGUGCGAAGUUCUGACGUGCGAGGUCGUACGAGUUCGUCCGUAUACGCAGCAGCACGCAGGUCGUUGAAAUCAGCUCGAGUUUUCGUCCGAUCUACUGCGAGUUGCAACAGUGGCAACCGGCGUGAUCCAGGAUCGUUCGUGCGAAUUUCAACUUCUUUGAUAUGGACAAUGAGAAACUAAUACUCACAGUGUUUUCGCAUCAUAAUCUGUGGGACACGAGUAGUAAAAAUUACCAUAACAGGGACAUAUCACGCCAAACAUGGAAGAAAAUUAGUAAAGAAAUGGGUCUGAAUGUUGAAGCGGUUAAAACUCGAUGGAGAGGUUUACGCGACACGUUUCGGAGGGAAUUAAAAAAGAUCCCAAAAAGACGUUCAAGCGACGAAGGAGGAACGCCAGUAAGAUCAUCCUGGCCGCAUUUCUCCAGCAUGUUGUUUCUGAAGGAUCAAUUCACGCCUCGGAAAUUUAGCGAUAAUAUCCUUGAAGUAGAACUGAAUGAGAAUCCAUGGCAAACGACGCAUACCGAGGAAAGCGAAGACAGAUCGGAAAAUCUGUUAGCAAGCGACGCAACCGAAUACGACAUUAAAGAAUGUGAAAUCGAAGUGUCGCAAUCGAGAAAACGUCGAGCACACAAUGCCGAGAUGUCUGUUAAAAAGCGGCAGAAAUCCGAGAAAUACAAUAGCUACGAGAAACUGCUGGACACCGAACAGAAACAAUUCAUAGAGUUAAAAUCUGCGUGCCAAUCGAAUCCGCAAAAUCACAUCGACGAUGCCGACUAUCACUUUUUACUAAGUUUGUUGCCCUAUCUGAGAAAAGUUCAAGAAGAUAGGAAGUUGAUAGUGCGGACUAGAUUGCAGCAGGUCUUUUGUGACGAAGAGGACUACCAGCGUCGAUCGUUGAAGUUCUGCGAAAACCCAGCGUCGGGAACGUCGUCGAAUGAUUUAACUUUACAGUACUGAGAUUACGGCGACCUCGACGAAGAAAUACGGGAAACACGAGAAAUCUUUAAUUUCAUAUUUUCCAUCAUGUACCAAUAAAUCAAAAUAAUAUUCUAUUACCAAUGCUGCUUUUACUGUCUACUUGGACUAAUGAUAAACCUUGAUGCACAAAUGUAUAUGUCUCGCACCAAACCGGUGAGGCAUCGUUGAUGUAAACGAUUUCCAAAAAAUAUUUAAAAAUCAAUAUUACAAUUGAAAUCGAAAGGAAGAAAUAUUUGAAAAGCUGUGGGAAGUCAUGGCAGAUUGCCCAGGAAUGAGACAGCUGUUGUCGGCCUCUGCCUUUGUUGCUAUGUGUGCGCAUAGUACGUGUGACCUAAACAGUCAGCUGACUGCAGCGAAAUUAGCGCGGUGGAACAAAAGUGGAACUUCCAAUUUUAAAUUGUUACUAAUCUCGUAAAUGAGACUUGAACUAAUUUGUGUAGCGGUAUGAAUGUUUUCAGAUUGUUCUACAUAUUUUUGGAAUACUCUGUUGUUCCUUAAAUGUUGCCAUGCCCGUGUAGAUAUAUGUGAAAUGCAUACAUAUAUCUGUUAUACAGAUUGCGUGAGUGAUCUUUCAAGGAAGACGACGUUACAUAUUUGUCUAGAAUACAUAGGUGCGUGUGAUUGUGAUUGUGUGAUGUCGUGCAUAAGCAUAGGAGAGACGUCUUCGUUAAGUCAGCUGAUGUGGCAUCAAUUUUAGACGUUUCCUUUAGAAGCAGUAAACAAAAGAUAAGUAAACUCCAAUUAUUAUUUACCACAUCCACUGCAUACGAAAAGUUCGUACAAUUUUGUAUUUCUCAGAAAAAGAAGAUUUUCCUAUUCAUUUGCUAUUGCAAGUUUUUCGAAUUAUUUCAUUAGACUACUUGCAACAAGAAUUUGAUUUUUUGUACGUCGAUUACAUUGUUACGCAUCGAUGAACGGAUGCCGUUAAAUAGUACAGGUGAUAAUGUAAUAAGCGUUUAAAUUCAUAAAGAAGAGUGUGUGAAUAGAAAAUUAGGUUAUGAUUGUUGUGUACAGAAUUAUACACACACAUGUAUGUACAUACAUAUGUAUACGCCAAGGAGUUGCAUGUAAAAUGGGAUCGUGUAAAAAAGCUAUUCGUAUAAAAUAAAUGAAUGAUCUGGUA